CGAGGAUCAUUUCGAAAAAUAUCGUAGACUGGGUGACUUUCCUCCGGAAUAUAUCUCUCUUUGACGAAUCGUGCGUCCUUCUGCCCGGUUCUACUUCCCAUCGUCUCUCCGCUCACGGCGACCUCCGACGGCGAUGGCGAGGCGCGAGGCCGACGCCAUUCCCCUCUCUCGUUUCGGUGUCCUCGUUGCGCAGCUGCAGUCGAUCGUCGUCUCCGCUCGUCAGCAAACUCCCGAUGCUCUUCUUUGCUUCGAUCUCCUCUCCGAGCUCGUUGCUUCAGUCGAAGAAGAGAGUAAGGAAGCUUUACAGCAGUGGCAACGUAAGUGUGAGGAUGCUCUCUAUUCAUUGCUUAUUUUAGGGGCUCGAUGCCCUGUUCGACGGCUUGCCUCUAUAGCAAUGGGAAGAGUUAUUCAAAAAGGUGACGGAAUUUCUAUAUACUCAAGAGUGAGUAGCCUACAAGGAUGGCUAGCAGAUGGUAAAAGAAAUGAGCCCCUUUCUUGUGCAGGUGUUGCACAUUGUUUGGGAGAAUUGUAUCGCCUGUUUGGACGCAGGGUUACUUCAGGGUUGACAGAGACAAUCAACAUAGCUGCUAAACUUAUGAAGUUCAAUGAGGAUUUUGUGAGGAAAGAUGCAUUGCAAAUGCUUGACAAAGCAUUAGAAGGAUGUGGUGGUAGUGGACCCUUUACAGCUUAUUCAGAAGCACACCGCAUUGUGAUGCGAGUGGGUGUAACUGAUAAAUCAUUCAUAGUUAGACUGGCUGCAGCCAGAUGCUUGAAAACAUUUGCCAACAUAGACAGUCCUGGAUUAGGACCUGCAGAGCUUGAAGGUUCUAUUGUGUAUUGCCUCAAGGCUCUUGUUGAUCCUACUUCGUCUGUUAGGGAUGCUUUUGCUGAAGCCUUGGGUGGUUUGCUUGCUCUUGCAACGAAUCCGGAGGCACAGGUAAAGCGAGGGAAUAAAAUUACUGUUCCUGCACGGAAGUUGGAGGACAAUUUACAGAAGCACUUUAUAUUACCCUUUGUUAAAGCAAGUGGGAUACAUGCAAAGGACAUUCAAAUUGGCCUCACAUUAUCAUGGGUAUUCUUUCUACAGGUUCUUCAUCAAAAAUAUCAUGUCCUAGAAAAUGAACUUCAAAAUUAUGCUUUACUAGCCAUGGACAUUCUUAAAGGAAACGAUCUUGCAGAUCCUCAUGCACUGGCCUGUGUUAUAUACAUUCUUCGUGUGGGCAUAGCUGAUCAAUUGACUGAAUCUUCUCAGCGCAGUUUUCUCAUUUUUCUGGGUAAAAAGCUAGAAUCUGCUGAUUGCAAUCCACCGAUGAGCGUCGCUAUAUUGCGAAUCCUGUCUUAUCUUUUGACUAACUUGGGGGAGGUUCCUCUUGAAUUUAAAAAUAUCCUUGAUAACACAGUUGUGGCAGCCUUAUCCGAUUCUUCAUUACAGGUACGCAUUGAAUCUGCAUUGACAUUGCGUUCAUUGGCAAAGGUUGAUCCCACUUGUGUUGGUGGAUUAAUUUCAUAUGGUGUCACAACUUUACAUGCGCUGAGAGAAGGCGGGUCUUUGGAAAAGGGAACAAAUUUGGAUCUUGAGCUAAACUCUCUGCAUGGGCAAGCCACACUCUUGGCAGCGCUUGUUUCAAUCUCACCCAAGUUACUUCUUGGAUAUCCUGCAAGGCUGCCUCAUUCAGUCUUUCAAGUUUCAAAAAAGAUGUUGAGUUCCUUCAGUCGUAACCCUCAAGCUGCAAUUGUCGAAAAAGAGGCUGGCUGGUUGCUUUUAGCUUCUCUUGUAGCAAACAUGCCAAAAGAGGAAUUGGAGGACCAAGUUUUCGAUAUUCUUUUACUUUGGGCUGGUCCCUUUGCUGGAAAUCCAGAAGUUUACUUUAGGCAGACACAAGAUUUGGCAGCUGAACUGCUUGUGUUAUCGGCUGCAAUUGAGGCACUCACUGCUUUCAUAAGAAGCUUUGUUUCUCCAGAAGUUGCAACUCAAAAUGGAGUUCUUCUACAACCAGUAUUGGCAUACCUCAGUGGAGCUUUGUUCUACAUUUCAUUCUUUUCCACAAAGCAAUUACCAAAUAUGAAGUCAGCUUUAGCACUCUUCACAAUCAGAACACUGAUGGCAUAUCAAUCUAUUCCCAAUCCUAAGGCCUAUCAAAAUGAUCAUCAGCAAAUUAUCGAAAUAUGCACUUCUCCAUUUAGUGAUCCUUCUGCUUAUGAAGAAAGCUCAAGUUUGAGAGCCUUGUUAAACAAGAAGGAAGCAUGUUUGGGCCCUUGGGUACCUGGGAGUGAUUGGUAUGAAGAUGAACUUCGAGCUUUUGAUGGUGGUAAAGAUGGACUAACACCAUGUGUUUGGGAUGAUAAUAUUUGCGUCUUCCCUCAGUCAGAAUCAAUGUGCAAACUAUUAGUUAAUCAGAUGCUUCUAUGCUUUGGCACCAUGUUUGCAGCCCAGGAUAAUGAAGGAAAAAUAGCACUACUUAACAAAGUUGAUCAGUGCUUAAAAACCGGAAAGAAGCAACCAUGGCAUGUGGCCACAGUAACAAAUGCAUGUGUUGGCCUACUGGCUGGGUUGAAGGCCACAAUUGCAUUACGGCAGCAGACACUAAUACCUGAGAUUUUGACCAUCAUCCAGGCCAUCUUCCAGGGUAUUCUUGCAGAAAGUGAAGUUUGUUCAGCUCAACGAAGAGCAUCCUGUGAGGGUCUUGGUUUGUUAGCUCGUCUUGCAAGUGAUAUCUUCACUGCAAAGAUGACUCGGUCACUUCUUGGAGAGCUCGGAUCUCCGGUUCGAACACUGAUUGAUGCUUUCUGGUAUAUGGAAUGCAGUGCAGGGGGCAUUGCACUGAAUACUCUGGUGACUUCGGCUGUUAAAUCAAUAUCUUUAACAGCCAAGAGUUCAAAUGCUUACCUGCAGUUAUGGUCUUUGCAUUCGCUUCUAUUGAUCAUUGAAGCUGCUGGGUUAUCGUAUGUCUCUCAAGUGCAGGCAACACUUUUUCUUGCAAUGGAGAUCCUCUUGGCAGAGGAGAAUGGAUCGGCGGAUCUUAGGCAGGAGCUAGGACGCCUUAUAAAUGCUAUAGUUGCUGUUCUUGGUCCUGAGCUUUCUCCUGGAAGUACAUUCUUUUCUCGUUGCAAGUCUGUUAUUGCAGAAAUAAGCUCUUGUCAAGAAACAUCAUCCCUCAUAGAAUCUGUUAGAUUCACUCAGCAGCUUGUACUUUUUGCUCCACAUGCUGCUUCUGUGCAUUCUCAUGUUAGAAACCUUCUCCCUACUCUAUACUCUGGACAGCCUAGUCUUCGUCAUCUUGCUGUAUCAACUCUUCGCCAUCUUAUUGAAAAGGACCCGGUGAGAAACUCAUGGUUUUGUUUUGCUAUUCCACCUUUUGAAUAUCACAAGUGCUAUCAAGUUCUCAAUUGUGUUUUGCUGUUUGAUGGUGACAUAGGACAAGGCAACAAUCGUCAAGUAGCAAUGGAGGCUGCAACUGGAGUGGGAGGAUGCACAAGUUGUGCCAGCAAAGAGCAGUGGCAGAGGAGCACUGAGCCACUGUUUUCUACAUUCAUAUUCUUUCUUUUAUUACUUGAAUUGAGCUCUUACACAUGGAUAAUCAAGUUGGACAUUCAACCUUAUAUUUUAAUGUUGCAGUUUGGUGGUACAUUGGAUCCUGAUCUUCCUGGUCACCUCUUGUUGGAACAAUAUCAGGCUCAACUAGUUUCUGCUGUUCGAACUUCAAUAAGCACAUCUUCUAGUCCUCUUCUCUUGGAAUCUGGUCUAGAACUAGCAACGAAGAUCCUGACUAGCGGAAUCAUUAGUGAAGAUCAGAUUGCUCUUAGUCGAUUGUAUGCUCUGAUUUCUCGUCCACUUGAUGAUAUUAAAGACUUGUGCUAUCCAUCAUUUGCUGAUUGGGUUGCAUGCAAGAUUAAGAUUAGACUUCUGGCUGCCCAUGCUUCCAUAAAGAAUUAUGUCUAUCAAUUAUUGAAAGAGAAGAAAGAUAUUCCUAAUGGGUACCUGCAGUUGGUACCAUUAUUUUCUUCCAGCUCAACAAUUUUGGGGAAAUACUGGAUUAGUGUUCUUAAAGAUUUUACCUAUAUGUCUUUUGGCUUGCAUUCAAAAUUUUAUUAUAAACCAUUCCUAGAUGGGAUUCAAUUUGCAGUGGUUUCUUUCGAGGUGAAAAAGUGUCUGAAUGAAGUUUGGGCACUAAUUCUGCAGGCAAUUGUUCUUGAUGUUGUACCUUUGAAGUUCAAAACAGAAAAUCCUUCAGAAUUAAAUACUAAAGUGUCGGAUAAACAUCUGUCCUUAUCUGGUUACAGCAUGAUUGGCUUGGAAAAUGAGGAGUUUCAUUUUAUGUGGGGACUGUCACUGCUGAUUUUGUUUCAAGGGCAGCAACUUGUAUCAGAUAUGGAAGUGUCAUUGUUCCCUCCUGAUGAAAAGAGAAAUCGAUGUCCCGUGUUGCAAGGGGGGUCUCAUUUUAUGUUGCCUUCCUAUGAGAUUGCUCUAUCUGUAUUUCAUUCUCUUUCAACAGAAGCUUUUUUCCAACAUGAUUUUAUUUCACCAGAUCUCUGCGCCGACAUCUUUCAGAUUCUUGUGUAUGCUCAGAUACCUUACUCUAGGGGUGGCCUUGUCAUAUCUUUACUGUCACAGAUAGUCCAGUUCUGUCCUGAUACCUUUUUUGAGCUGGAAAAUUUUACUACGUCAACAACAGAGCUUUUUCUCAAGUAUUUUGUAAUAACAUUUCAAAGAAGCAAGAAUGCAAAUUUUCAGUCCAGCGGCCAGGAUCUGCUUGCUGCCUUGUCCACUGUUUUUAAAACAGUAGCAUAUAGGACAAAGCAAAAGAUAAGGUGGAAAUUGAUAGUGGCAGUUAUGUCACUCUUCUAUCAAUGGUUUACUGAUGCUUCAGAUGGCCUAGGAUUGUCAAAAUUUGCCUAUUUUCUUCAAUAUAUGGUGCCUACAAUUAAAGAUUUGCUAAGAUGUUGCCUCUCCUUAUUUGCCGUUGAUGGUGGAAACUACGAUGAGGAAAACAACCUUCAAAAAACAGUCUUAGGAUCCUGGGCUGAUGUCCUCUUAUUUUUAUCUGGCGAAUGCAUUAAAAGGAUUUUGAUUGUGGACGACAGGAUAAAUGAGUCUUCUAAACUUCUAGCCAUGAUACUUGUGUUCUGUUUAGAAGAAACUGUAGCUUUGGCUAGACUAGUACAUGAAGCUCAACAACUCUCAGAAAAUAGUGCAAUUGAUGGUAUGCUCUUUUGUAGCAUCGUGCACAACUUCACCAACUGUAUCAGCAAUAUUAUCUCUACCAACAAUAUGCAGGUUCAGGCUUUAGGACUUCAUAUGCUGAAAACUAUUGCACAAAGAGAACUUGCUGAGGACUCGCGUCGGAGGGACCAUUCAUUUAUUCUACUCUUAUCUGGAGAAUUACUAGGGAUUCUUUUUCUUUUCCUUGACAAAACACUCAAGGAGCGAGUAAAAAGGGAAUCUCUAGCUGUCACAGAGGAGUGCUUGAAACUGCUUUUCAUCUUUCACACACUUGCACAAGGAAGUGAACAUCAGCAUCAUUUCACACUGCUUCUUCUGGAAGCCUUACAUCUUGUUUUCUAUCAAUCCAAUGAAUGCCAUGCAGAGGUACUGAGUGGCAUUAAUACUACUACAAGGAGGAUGGUUUCCCGUCUUGUUCAGAUUCCUACAGCUGCAGCCCAUAUCAAAGAUGCGAUGUUAGAAAUGCCUGUUCUGCAAAGACAACAACUUCAGGAGAUGAUUAGGGCUUCCAUUAAUCCACAAGGUCAGAUGACAAUGCAGGUCAAAUUACCGGACACUAAGGUGCAGACUUUUGAUACUAUACAAGCACUAUCUGAAAAGCAAGAGGUAAAUGAAGAACAUACUUAUGAUGGUGACACUAAAGAUGAAGGUGAAGAUGAAAAUGAAGAUGAAGAUGACGAUUGGGAUAACUUCCAAUCUUUUCCUGCUGAUACUGCACCUGCUUCUGCUGUUGAAUCACAUGAUGGCAGAGCAAGAUCAGAGCUAGCUUCACUUGAUCCAGCCAUCAAGAGUCUGCCUCUGGAUCAGAAUAGAGGUCUUGUCCAUGAUGACUUGCAGCUUAAUAUUUCUGAAGAGGACAGUAAUGCACCCCCAAAUGCCUCACCUGGUGAAGACAAAGACAUUAACGAUACACAUGAUGCAUCACCUGUCAAAGCCAAAGAAACCACAAACCUUGUCACGGACAAACUUAAGGAAGACUUGAGUGUUUCACAAACAGAAAUGGUCGUACAAGAUAGUUGUAAAAGCAGUUAUCAGGAUCUCCACCAGUGUGCCCAGAUAAAUGAAGAUGGAUUUUCAAAUAUAGGGCAUAAUUCACUGCAACCUUCAACUCGAAAUCAUUCAUCUGAGGAAGUGAGCGAGGAACAAAGUGAACUUGUCAAUGAUGAUGAAGCUACAAAAGAUAGUGAAGCUUACGUUGAAAAAAAUAGUGGUGAUAUGCUUUCUGCAUCUGUAGACACUGAAAAGGACAAUUACACCAAUGGAGACAACUCCAACCAUUCACAUGGUGUACUGAUAGCUGAAACGGAUAAGCCAGAUGAGGUUGGUAGCACGUCCAAUGAUAGAAGUGGAUUUGAAACUAAUGCCAAAGAGGAAUUGAAAGAGCUAUCCGCUGGUUCAUUGCAACUUUCUGAGGACAUCAAUGAACCAGCCAAUGACAUGAAAGUGGAAAGCACCUAAAUUAUGGAUGAUACUCAUUUGCUAUUCAAUUUUUUGUUGUUGCCAAUGUGCUAGAACUUUUAUAUAGUGAUUUAAUUCUGCAAAAGCGAAAUCAUUUUUGUAGUUCCAUAUGUAUGUAUGUAUCCUCAUAACUGGCGUUAUAAGAUUACGUAGGGCCAGGGUGGCUGACAGAAUGUACAUGACUUGCGAAUUCGUUUCUCUGAAGUGUUUAUUGGUUCUUGUCAAUGAAGGAUGAAAUUUGAUGUGUA
This is a messenger RNA of Zingiber officinale, 6927 nucleotides long. RefSeq names its product protein SWEETIE-like. The transcript is spliced from 44 exons. NCBI's taxonomy places the organism in Eukaryota, Viridiplantae, Streptophyta, Magnoliopsida, Zingiberales, Zingiberaceae. The coding region runs from base 134 to 6679 and encodes 2181 amino acids. Gene Ontology annotation, biological process: carbohydrate metabolic process. The record is from RefSeq and is a predicted model, not a curated record.